This is a messenger RNA of Populus euphratica (Euphrates poplar), 946 nucleotides long. Its product is annotated as RING-H2 finger protein ATL78-like. The transcript has a single exon. NCBI's taxonomy places the organism in Eukaryota, Viridiplantae, Streptophyta, Magnoliopsida, Malpighiales, Salicaceae. The record is from RefSeq and is a predicted model, not a curated record. Bases 96 to 773 code for a protein of 225 amino acids. Gene Ontology annotation, molecular function: transferase activity. Gene Ontology annotation, biological process: protein ubiquitination.
GUUCAAACUUUUCCGUUAUAUAUAGCUACCAAUAUGCAGCCAUCUCCAAAUAACUCUGUUCUGUCUUAACCCUCCACGGUCCAAACUAUCUGAACAUGUCUACUUCUACUUCAACAACUCAUCAACUCUUUCAAGGUUUUCUUGGGGAUUUCUACUCAAGAAGACUGCUAUUACAUACCCCUCUUUACCAAUCAUCAAACACGGCAACUCCUCCAGCUCCUGGAAACACUGCCUCGUCUGAACCUUACACUAGCACUGACAACAGCUUUGAUGCAAAUGUUGUUAUGGUUCUGUCAGUCCUGUUAUGUGCACUGAUUUGCUCACUUGGACUAAAUUCCAUCAUCAGGUGUGCAUUAAGAUGCUCUAAUUUGGUAGCUUCAGAAUCUGCUGCAAACCCCUCGACUCAGGCAGCGAACACUGGAGUGAAACGAAAAGCAUUGAAGACUUUCCCAAUAGUAAGAUACUCAACUGACUUGAACCUGCCUGGUCUUGACACACAGUGUGUAAUCUGUCUCUCAGAGUUCACACCAGGUGAACAUGUUCGGCUUCUGCCCAAGUGCAACCAUGGAUUCCAUGUCAAAUGCAUUGACAAGUGGCUUAGCUCCCAUUCAUCCUGUCCUACAUGUAGGCACUGCCUGAUAGAGACCUGCAACAAAAUUGCUGGUUGUAGCCAAGCUAGCACAUCAGGACCUACUUCACUACCAGUACAAGAAGCCAUUGUCAGUAUAUUGCCCUUAGAACCUGAAGGUUUGAUAAGUAAUUAUAGGGGUUAAUUAGUUAAGUUUCUAUUUUUUUUAGUUUUAGUUGUAUGAUAUUUUUAGCCCUGUACCUUGAAGGAUGGCACUAGCUAGAAGGCCUUUGUCACAGGUCACAGGCUACCAUCCACAAGAUCAGUGCAGAUGUAAUUUUUCGUAGUUUAAAAUUGUUUAAGUGCAAUUUUUCUUCC